CGGAUUGCGUCGCCCUCUAUUGACGUGCGCGCGCCCGCACCUAGUUCUACCAGCGGCGUGACCGUAAAGAGGCACGGCCGUGUCGUGAAAGGGGCCGCAACACGCAGGGCGCUGGUUGACGGCCGCGACUCCAUUUUGUCCUCCGGUUCGUUGCUCCCGACUUGUGUCCUGCGGUUCCGGAAUAGCGGGGGAAGAUGCGGCCCUUGGACAUCGUGGAGCUGGCAGAGCCGGAGGAGGUGGAGGUGCUGGAGCCCGAGGAGGACUUCGAGCAGUUCCUGCUCCCGGUCAUCAACGAGAUGCGCGAGGACAUCGCGGCGCUGAGCCGCGAGCACGGGAGAGCCUACCUGCGGAACCGGAGCAAGCUGUGGGAGAUGGAUAGUAUGCUCAUCCAGAUCAAGACGCAGGUGGAGGCCUCGGAGGAGAGCGCGCUCAACCAUCUGCAGAACGCGGACGACGGAGUCGAGGGCAGAGGGACCAAACGGUGCGAGAAGGCGGAGGAGAAGGCCAAGGAGAUCGCGAAGAUGGCAGAGAUGCUGGUGGAGCUGGUCCGGCGGAUAGAGAAGAGCGAGUCGUCCUGAAGGAGGGUCGGCGGUUUACAGCCAGUGGAUUCUGGUCAACUGAUGGAGAUUGGCUGACACCCUGGAGAAGCUGAAACCAGAGAGCCUUUUGUUUUCUCUUUUUUUCUCUGUCUACACUCUGUCCUCACACUACGUUUCUGCUAUGGUCUGUGGUUAAUGACCUCAGUAUGAGUUUUGACUGUUAAAUGUUUUUGUUUGGGGAGGUACCUUUGAUUUGGAAAAUGCUCUCACAAGAAUUAGGGCCUAGAUUGUAAGCUGUCGCAGCAGUCACAUUUGUUCCUGGGCUUUCGUUAUUUCUAAAUUUUUGAGGUGCUUUGCUCUUUCUUGUGUGACCUGAUAGCUCCCUGGAACUUUGGGUCUGUGUGUAACAGAUGAGACUCAGUUGGAGUUCUCCGGCUCUGAAGGUGUUGAAGGAAAUGCAUUAUUUCUGGAAGACGACUCCAUGCAGCGAUUGCCAACGAAGCUGAAGAACGGACCAGACUUCAAUUGGGAAUGAGGAGGGGGCUGAUCUGGCUGGGACUGAUGAACCAAAAGAAGGGCUGCGGGAUGGUGUUGUGUUUGGGGACUUUAAUUUCUAUGUGAGACCAAAGGAGGAGAGAUGUAUUUUGUUCAAAUUUUAGGUUUUAUGCGGCACACUGAUGUAACUUGUCUGGUCAGAUUGUUUGGACAACGUAACUCAGCUUUAUGUGACAUGGAACCUAGACUAGGAGACGAGAUAGGUCUUGGUAUUCUGUGUAAUCGAUGUAAUAUCCUGAUGCAUUUCAGGGGAUUCUGGACAUAAAAUGAAAGCGAUAUUUGCAAAGGCCCUUGAGGGUCUGGGGAAGAAAAGCAAGGGCUGUCUGUUUUGGACCCUAAAUUGCACAGGGACUAGGUGUCUUCAAGAUUCAUAAGUUGUCUAGCUGUAAGUUCAUUUCAGUAGCAGACCUGACAAGUAUUUGAGGUCAAAACCCUACCGUGUGUUUAAAAAAAAUUUUACCAUGUUAAUAAAAGUAUUCAUUUGCUUGAAAAGACAA
Globicephala melas (long-finned pilot whale) is the source of this 1591-nucleotide messenger RNA. Its product is annotated as MORF4 family-associated protein 1. Lineage: Eukaryota; Metazoa; Chordata; Mammalia; Artiodactyla; Delphinidae. The record is from RefSeq and is a predicted model, not a curated record.